This is a messenger RNA of Amaranthus tricolor (Joseph's coat), 2355 nucleotides long. Its product is annotated as dof zinc finger protein DOF2.1-like. The transcript has a single exon. Gene Ontology annotation, molecular function: DNA-binding transcription factor activity; DNA binding. Bases 478 to 1620 code for a protein of 380 amino acids. Lineage: Eukaryota; Viridiplantae; Streptophyta; Magnoliopsida; Caryophyllales; Amaranthaceae. Gene Ontology annotation, biological process: regulation of DNA-templated transcription. The record is from RefSeq and is a predicted model, not a curated record.
AGGACAGAUUAGGGAAAACAGGACAAAAUAAUUUUCAUACACUACCCUCCAAAAACCAAACCACAUUUCAAAAUGAAAAUCUAAAAAUUUAUAUCCUCAAAAACAAAUCCAAAUCAACUUUAAUUAUUUAAUUACAACAACCAAAAAGCAAGUUUCAUCAUCAUGUUCAUGUAUAUAUCUAUGUCCAACUAAAGCUUCUCCCACUUGCUCUUUUAUCUUCUCCCUUCCCUCCAUCUUUCCUUUUCCAACUCACAAACAAACUCAAAUCCACUCAAAUUCAAUACUUGUAUAAAUCCAACCUUUCUCCUUCCUUACUUUCUUCUUCUCAUUCUUAAAAACACAAAGAAACAAAACUUGAUCAUCAUCUUACUUUUACUUUUCCACUUUCCUUACUUGAUCUCCAAAAAAAAUCUCAAAAAACCCUUCUUAUUCCUUCUUUUUAACACUAAAUUUAAGGGCAAAAAGGAGUUAAAAAAAAUGAUCCAAGAAUUAUUAGGAGGUAGUGUUCCUAAUGGGCUUUUAAGUGAAAGAAAAAAUUCUAUUCCUUUCACUUCUUCAACUCCAAUUCUUACUACUAGUAUUACAACCUCUCCAUCAACAGCUAACUUGACGAAUGCAUCACAUUCGUCAAAUAGUAAUAAUAAUAAUAAUAAUAAUAAUAAUAAUAAUAAUAAUAAUAAUAAUAAUAAUAAUUCAGAGGUUAACCCUAGCCAACAAAAUUUAAGGUGUCCAAGAUGUGACUCUACAAACACCAAAUUUUGUUAUUACAACAACUACAACCUUACUCAACCUCGCCACUUUUGUAAGACUUGUCGGAGGUAUUGGACCAAAGGUGGGACCCUCCGUAACGUUCCCAUCGGUGGCGGCUGCCGGAAAAACAAGACUAUAACGGCAAACAACUCUUCUUCUUCCUCGGGAUUUGUAAAACCAUCUCCAAAUGCCAUGGCUAAAGCUAAAGCUACUUUAUCUUCUGAGUUGGCGCUUCUUAAUGGAAACCCGGGUAAUUUCCUCGGAUCCGGGUUAUUAGAUCCGGAGCUCCAUUCAAACUACCCAAACCCAAUCUUUUGGUCUUCACUUCCUCAAAACUCUCACAUCUUGUCUUUACUCAGAGGAUCAAAUUCAACCCAAUUUCAUAACCCUAACCCUAACCCUGACCCUAAUCCCAUAUUUGGUAUAAAAACUGAAAGUGGACUCGGGUUAGAUUCAUAUGGUAAUGGAGCUCCAUCUAACUUACACGGGUCAUUUUCACGGGCCAACCAACACCAUAUAAACGGGUUAUUCUCAUCUGGAGUACAAGAUUUUAUUCAAAAUAAUGGGAAUAAUAAUAAUAAUAAUAAUAACAGUAAUAUAUUAGAACUGUAUCAAAGGUUAAAAUCAUCAUCAAAUUACAGUUAUUGUAGUAACGAUAAUCCGGGUAAUACAGUUAUUUUAGGUAAUAUGGUUGGAUCAUCAUCAGCAUUAUCUUCUCCAAUGCAUUCAACAAUUCUGGAUUCAGCACCAAUUGGAGGAGGAGAUAAUAAUCAUAUUGGAGGAUAUGGAUUAAUGAAUUCUCCUGCUUUAAUUUCUGGUUGGUCUGAUUUUCCAACAGUACCUAUUAAUAUUAAUGGUGCAUAUCCUUGAUUAGUUUUAAAGUUUUAAUUUUAAAUUGUAUACAUUAUAUGUAGUAUAAUAUAAUAUGUUAGUUUAAUCUUUUAUUUGCUUUUAUGUUGUUUUUGGGGGGUGUUUUUGUCAUUUUACUGUUAAUUUUUCUUUUAAGAUCUACUUUUUUUCAUUGGUUCUUUUUAUUGUAGUUAGUUUGGGGUUUGCGGUAUAUGAAUCAAUUAAAUAUGGAUAAUUACUUAAUUGUUCUCUUAAUCCUUGUAACGUGUUGAUCUUCUUUUAUGCUUUUGAGUGAUUAAGCUUUGUCUUGUAUGUUAUUUAAUGGUGGUUUGGGCUACGAUGUCAAACCAUCUUGCCUUGAAAUAUGCUUAAUUAAGUAUUAUUGCAUCAGAUGAAGCAUGUACUAUUUUUUAUUUAUGUUUUUAGGUUUUGAUUAUCGUUUCACUUCGAUCGUCUUUAUUUUGCUCAGUCUACCUUGUACUAAAAAAAAUAUAUUUGAGAUCCAUCUAGUGAAAUUCAAACUUUGAAUGUAUACAAUUUUAUUUUUGUUAUAACAAAUUUAAAACUUUAAUGGUAGUAAAUAUUUGAUGAUAAUUCAUGAAUCAAUUUAUGAACUUUGAUCCUUAGGGUUUUCCUAAGCAUAUGCAUCACCAAUAGUUUAUUUGAACAAUUGAACCUAUUAAAGUGAUUUUCGUUUCUUUAGUUUUUGUUGUUUGACGAUAAUAUAUAUUUGCAUAUGCACGAGCUACAAUGAUG